Messenger RNA from Symbiodinium pilosum, 393 nucleotides. NCBI's taxonomy places the organism in Eukaryota, Dinophyceae, Suessiales, Symbiodiniaceae. The record is from the annotation of a GenBank genome assembly.
AUGUGUGCAAAAAACUCGGGUGGCGGCGGCGGUGGUGGCAGCGACCCAAUGUCGGCAAUGAUGGCGAUGAUGAUGUCCGGAGGUUUCGGUGGCGGCAGCAAAGGCAACCAGGUCAAAGGCGAUCCACAGUUCUUGGUUUACGUGGGCAACAUCGACUGGAAGGCGCAAUGGCAGGACCUGAAGGAUCACAUGAAGCAAGCGGGCACCGUUCAGUUUUGUUCCAUACUGACGGAGGAUGGCACAGAUUGGGGCAGGUCCAAAGGCAUGGCUUGCGUACGGUACGCGACAGUGGAGGAAGCGGCAAAUGCUGUCGCGACUCUCAAUGGAUCUGACUUCAAAGGCCGUCCAAUCAAAGUGGACCAUUGGACUUCGGGAAAGCCGGCAAACGCCUGA